Molecule: messenger RNA, 1303 nt
Organism: Pundamilia nyererei
Lineage: Eukaryota; Metazoa; Chordata; Actinopteri; Cichliformes; Cichlidae
Gene: lrrc59
Product: leucine rich repeat containing 59
Exons: 10
Coding region: 83-1303 (406 amino acids)
Biological process (GO): monoatomic ion transmembrane transport
Cellular component (GO): membrane
Molecular function (GO): transmembrane signaling receptor activity; extracellular ligand-gated monoatomic ion channel activity
Source: RefSeq, a predicted model, not a curated record
AAAAGUAGAAAUUGAUGAACUUUGCAUUUUCCUGGCUGUUGCAAACCACCUGAACUUGACUAAAGACAAUAAUAAGUACACCAUGAGCCGGCCCGUUAGACACCACACUCACCCUUUGACAGUAGUGCUUGAAAUGAAAAUCUAUGCCAUCUUAGAUAUGAGGGAAAUUGACCAGACUUUAAUUUCUUACAUUUGGGUUUCUUUGAAAUGGAAAAAUGAGUACAUUUGGUGGGACCCAUAUCAGUUCUGUGGACUUAAAUACAUAACUGUCCCUACCGGAUAUUUGUGGAUACCAGACAUAACAAUUGAAGAGAUGACAGAGAAGGACAAAGCUACUCCGAGUCCCUAUCUCAGCAUUAGCUCAGCUGGCUGGGUUGAAUUCAGAAAUGACCAGGUUGUGCUAAGCACCUGCAAAAUGCAUGUUUACAAAUUUCCCUUUGAUAUUCAGAGCUGCAACCUUUCGUUCAAGUCUAUCCUGCACACUGAUGAAGAUAUACAGUUACACUACCAGGAAAACAACACUUUGAUCACACGGUUGUCUCGGGAAGUGAUGCACACACAGUACGAGUGGCUGUUCAUCAACAUGAUAGUCACCAACAAAACCAACCGCUUGAACUUCAACCAAACUUCUGUUGUUUAUACUCUCAGGAGUCUCAAAUGGUUGGACCUAAAGGAUAACCCACUGGAGCUUGGCCUGGCCAAGGCAGCAGGAGACUGUCUGGAUGAGAAACAGUGCAAACAGUGCGCCACUAAGGUUCUGCAGCACAUGAGAGCCAUUCAGGAGGAGGUCGAUCAUGCUCGAGAGAAACGACUUUUAAGAGAAAAAGAGCUGGAGAGGAAGAGGGAGGCGAAGCAGAGGGAGCGGGAGGCCAGAGAGAGGGAGGCUCGCAAACGGGAAAAGGCAGAGGAGAAGGAGAAGAGGAGGAAAGAGUACAAUGCUCAGAAGGCAGCACUGGCUGCACAAGAGCAACAGAAGAAGAAAAGUGAGGAGAAGAAGAAGAAGAACGGACAGGCAGCAGCAGAUAAAAAGGUCGCUGUGGAGUCUAAGCCUAAACCUCGCCGUUCUGUCAUUGGUCUGAUCUUCAAGCUCCUCCUCCUGCUGCUCGUGGGAUUGGCCGGAGUCGCCGCUGUCUGUCGCCUGACUGACCUGCAAAAGGAAGCUUUCUGUCUGCCGAUAAACGCCGCAGUGGACGACGGCCUAUCCUGGGCCAAAGAGCAGCAGAUUGUGCUCAGACAGCUGGUGCAGAAUCUGUCGACUGCAGCGAAAGAGUUUCUCGAAUCCACACAAACAUCUAAGAACUAA